UACUCUCUCUUUGAUUUUUGUUUGGUGGUUGCAAAGAGGUGAAAUUUUUUCAACUCCAAUUCACCUCCCCUCUUGGAGUACAUUGGGCCAACAAUUGGUAUCAGAGCAAGGGCUCCAAUUUGAAGGUUUAACCACCUAGGAGUUGAUCGGGGAUGGCUUAAUUUCAAGCUUCUCAACCACUUGAAGGUUGAUUUACCAUUAAGCCUCCUUUCUUUGAUGGUACUAAUUAUAAUUAUUGGAAGAAUAGGAUGAAGGUCUACAUGCUUGCAAAUGAGCCUAGGGCAUGGAUUGUGACUAUGAAAGGUCUAUAUCUGCCCAUGAAAGUUGUUGGAGAAAAGGAGGUGCCAAAGGAGGAAGUUGAAUGGAAUGAUGAAGACUUGGGGAAGAUCAUGAUCAACAACAAAGCAAUCAACAUGCUUCAAUGUGCCCUCAAUCCAAUGGAAUUCAAUAGAGUUUUCGAGUGUAAUACGACUAAGGAGAUGUGGGACAAGUUAGAAGUUCUUGGUAAAGUUUAUCCUUCUCAAGAAGUGGUGAGGAAGGUUCUUAGAAGCUUGCCUAAGAAUUGGGAAGCCAAGAAAACCGUAAUUGAAGAGUCUAAGGAUCUCAACAAUCUCAAGCUUGAUGUUCUCAUUGGAAAAUUGAUGACAUAUGAGAUGGAUAUUCAAGUUGAUGGUGGAGUUGAAGUAGUUGAGAAGAAGAAAAAUGUUGCAUUCAAGGCUAGCAAACAAAAAGAAGAAAGUGAAGAUGAUGCUAGUAAUGAUGAGUCUAGUAGAAAACCAAGUAAGAAGCAUAUCAAAUGCUAUGAGUGCCACAAGAUGGGGAAUUAUAGAAAUGAAUGCCCUCAAUUGAAGAAGGGUGAGAGGAAAGAGAAGAAAAGCAUGAAGAAGAAAGCUUUUGCUACCACUUGGAGUGAUAAUGAGACUAACUCAACGGAAAGUGAAAGCUCCUUGGAGAAUGGUGUUGCAAAUCUUUACUUCAUGGCUCAAGAGAAUAACUACAAUGAUGAGGAGGUAAACUCUAACUUCUCUAGUUCAAUUAAUGAAAGUUCCUUUGAGUAUUCUUAUGAUGAUUUAUGUAAAGUUCUUGACUGCUAUAUGAAUGAUAUCAAGAAACUAGAGAAUGAGAAUCUUGCUCUUACUAAAACCAUUUCAUUGCUUAAAAAUGAGAUUGAAUCUCUUUCAAAACAAAAUGAGGUUUUAGUUAAAGAAAAUGCCUCCUUAAAUGUUGAGAUUGCAUCUUUAAAGAAUGAAGAGCAUGAAGAAGAAAGCUUUUGCUAUUACUUGGAGUGAUAAUGAGACUAGCUCAAUGGAAAGUGAAAGCUCCUUGGAGAAUGGUGUUGCAAAUCUUUGCUUCAUGGCUCAAGAGAAUAACUACAAUGAUGAGGAGGUAACCUCUAACUUCUCUAGUUCAAUUAAUGAAAGUUCCUUUGAGUA
Rubroshorea leprosula is the source of this 1433-nucleotide messenger RNA. The record is from the annotation of a GenBank genome assembly. NCBI's taxonomy places the organism in Eukaryota, Viridiplantae, Streptophyta, Magnoliopsida, Malvales, Dipterocarpaceae.